AUGGGCUCCGUCAUUUGGGACGAUGAACAUCAAUGGGUAGGCAAACAGCCCUGGUGGAAAGCCGCGUCUUUUUAUCAAGUCUACCCAGCAAGCUUCAAAGACUCCAACGGCGAUGGAUGGGGGGAUUUGCCUGGUCUUAUCUCCAAGCUCGAUUACCUGAGUGAUCUGGGCAUCGACGUCGUCUGGGUGUCGCCUAUUUUCGAAAGCCCGCAGAAGGAUAUGGGCUACGACGUUUCUGACUAUCAGAAGAUUUACCAACCAUACGGUACAGUUGAGGAUGUCGAUAUCUUGGUUCAAGAGUGUCAUUCAAGAGGACUCAAAAUCAUUCUUGAUCUAGUGGUCAACCACACCUCAAUAGAGCACGAAUGGUUCAAAGAGUCAAGGUCAUCCAAAGACAAUCCAAAGCGGGACUGGUAUAUCUGGAAACCCGCGCGAUACGACGAAAAUGGCGUGCGGCAUCCUCCGACAAACUGGAGAGGCUAUUUCGCCUGUUCAACGUGGACUUGGGAUGAGCAUACUCAGGAAUAUUAUUUGCACCUCUACGCGCCCGAUCAACCUGAUUUGAACUGGGACAACGAUGAGUGUCGCGAGGCUAUUUACGACAAUACGAUGCGAUUCUGGCUUGAUAGAGGCGUUGAUGGGUUUCGCAUCGACACCGUCAACAAAUACUCCAAGAGGAGAGAUUUUGUUGACGCGCCUAUCACGGAUCCUUCAUCGCCGCAUCAGCCUGCGCCUGAGAUGUGGUGCAACGGACCACGCAUCCACGAAUUCAUUCACGAAAUGUAUCAAAAAGUCCUAGCUCCUUACAAUGCUGUUUCGGUUGGCGAGCUCUCCAACACGCCUAAUCCAUCACAAGUCAUUCCUUAUGUAUCCGCUGCAGCAAAAGAGUUGGACAUGGUUUUUGAGUUCUCCAUGAUCAGACUCGGCAACGGGAAUGGCUUCGGCGAUAAGUAUAUCUACCAGCCAUUUCCACUCUCCAAACUAAAGGGGUUAGUCUACAAGUGGCAGAGUUUUAUCGAAGGGACAGAUGCUUGGGCGACAGCCUUUUGUGAGAAUCACGAUAACGGACGAUCGGUGGAUCGUUUUGGAGACGCGUCUACACCAGAAUGGUGGUUAAAGUCUGCGAAAACCAUAGCGCUUUGGCAAACAACACUCACAGGCACGUUGUUCUUGUAUCAAGGCCAAGAGAUUGGCAUGACCAACAUGCCUCGUUCGUGGGGCAUUGAAGAGUACAAAGAUAUUGAAAGCAGCAAUUAUUACGCCGAAGCAGUUGCGUCUGGGGAUGAGAAGCGCGUGGAGGAUACGAUGCACGGACUACAGAUUAUGGCGCGUGAUCAUUCGCGUGUUCCUUUCCAGUGGGAUGAUUCGCCUAAUGCUGGCUUUGCAGAUGGGCAAGCAAAGCCGUGGAUGAGAGUCCAUGAUGACUAUCGCGAUAUCAACGUUGCGAAACAAGUCAAAGACCCCGAGUCAAUUCUGAGCUUUUACAAAAGGAUGCUCAGACUACGGAAGCAGUACCAAGACCUCUUCGUCUUUGGCUCAUUCAAGCUUCUUGACCCAGACGAUGAGUCUCUCUUUACCUAUGUUAAGGAGAGUAUUGUUCCGGUCAAGGGCCGACGGUCUGAGAAGAGAAGAGCUGUUGUUGUUCUAAAUAUGAGUCAAGAGGAUAGAGUUGGCCCAGAUGUACAUGCAGCGUUGGGAUGUUCGGCGGAGAAUGUUCGAUUACUUGCUUGCACAAGACCAGAGAGCGCAACAGGGCUUAAGGGCGGCCGGUCAACGCUUGCGGGAUGGGAGAGUUGGGUUUAUGUCAAUUUUGAGUUAGAAUAA
Messenger RNA from Fusarium sp. VM40, 1824 nucleotides. The record is from the annotation of a GenBank genome assembly. Lineage: Eukaryota; Fungi; Ascomycota; Sordariomycetes; Hypocreales; Nectriaceae.